AUGCAGCCGCACCACUCUCUCCCCGCCCGCCCUCCGCCUGCCACUCACCCGACCUCGCCUUCGAGACCUAACAACAGUAGCAACAGCACAGGCGCGCGAGCCCAGAGCAGCUCCACCAUGUUUCCUGCUUUCACACCGCGCUCGGUAGCAGCCCACGCGCCCCCUCAGCCAUCUGCUGCCGCCGCAAACUUCUCGCAAGCCACAGUGAGCGCUCCAUACCAAGCACCCGCUUACCCGACCAGCAAUGCUUACAACAACUACUCGUACCCAGCCUAUGCAUCGGGUGCUCCUGCUUCCGCCUACUCGGCUGCUCCUUCCGUGAACCGCGGAUAUGGCGGCGCGUACGACCCCGAAGAAGAGGCACGCAUUGCAGAGUGGAACAGCGCGUACAACGCGGCCGACGCCAACGCAAAGAAGGGCGCCAACCCAAGCGUCGCCGCCCGCCCAGAAGCUGCUGCCGUCAGCGAGGCCGAGACUGGUCUCACAGCCGACGGAAAGCGCAAGACCGUAGUUCGCGAGGGCGGUGGAAAGCAGUGGGAAGACGAGACUCUGCUUGAGUGGAACCCUCUGCACCCCCGACUGUUCAUAGGAAAUCUUGCUGGUGAAGUCACUGAUGAUUCGCUCCUCAAGGCCUUUGCAAAGUACCCCUCCCUCUCCAAGGCCCGCGUCGUUCGAGACAAAAAGUCGACAAAGAGCAAGAGUUAUGGCUUCGUCAGUUUUGCCGACACCGACGACUACUUCCGAGCCGCAAAGGAAAUGAAUGGCAAGUACAUUGGCAGUCACCCGGUCCUCAUCAAGCGAGCCACAUCCGAGAUCAAGCCUAUUGUGAAGCGAGAGGACAGGCACAAGCAGCAGGGCAAGAACAAGAACAACAAGAACAAGGAGAACAAGGACAGGCCCGGUUCAAGCAGUACCCCCGCCGUCGUCGCAUCUCCUGCCAUGUUCAUACCCCGCGGUGUUCAGAAGAAGAGCAAGUCAAGUGGCCCGAGGGUGUUGGGUUGA
Molecule: messenger RNA, 1002 nt
Organism: Bipolaris maydis ATCC 48331
Lineage: Eukaryota; Fungi; Ascomycota; Dothideomycetes; Pleosporales; Pleosporaceae
Molecular function (GO): mRNA binding
Source: RefSeq, a predicted model, not a curated record